This is a messenger RNA of Menidia menidia (Atlantic silverside), 1380 nucleotides long. The record is from the annotation of a GenBank genome assembly. Lineage: Eukaryota; Metazoa; Chordata; Actinopteri; Atheriniformes; Atherinopsidae.
GGAGAGCGCCAACAGUCAUCCAGGUGGCUGCAGAGAGCUCAGGUCUCGCCCAACGGGUUCAUCGUUGUCAGGGCUGUGUCGGGUUUCGAUUCAAAUUGGGCCCUGAAGGCUGCCCUUCACAUUUUCGUUGCCGUCUAAAACGACAAAGGACAAAAUACAGUUUUUAUUUUUCCCUCAUCGAAAAAGAAAAUCUCUACCAUGGAGAGGUGGACUUUUGCCUUGGCUAUCUUGUGUCUGGUGUGGUCAGAUGGUGGCGCUGUCACAGUUGAAAUUCCGCAGCCUCAAUAUGAGUUUGCCAGAGGUGACAACAUCACACUUCCUUGUACGUUUAAAACCACCAAAGUGAACCCAGCAGUUAUCGUCGUCACCUGGUCUGCAGAGGCUGCAGAAGUUGAUGCUGAGGAGAACCAAGUCCUCUCGCACUUUUGGCCCAGUGGACAAACCGACAUCACCUCAAAGUACGAGGGCCGGGCGUCCCUGGAUGUCGAUAUCAAGAGAGGAAGAGCUAACCUUAAGCUGAGCUCCAUCACACUGGAUGACAACAAAAGCUUUGAGUGUCGUCUCCUGAUCCAAGGCGACGACGAGGGCACACCGGCCGACACCACGCGUCUGGUGGUCCUGGUGGCUCCAUCUACACCCAUCUGUAAGAUCCAAGGCACGGCAGAGUAUGGGCAGAACAUCAACCUCACCUGUCGUUCAGAGGAGGGCUCCCCUCCUCCCACCUACACGUGGAAAAGCGUUGACACCCAGAGUAUGCCUCGUGCUCCUUACCCCAGAUCCGUUGACAAAGGAGGCAUCCUCUCUCUCUUUAACAUCUCCAAAGAGUCUUCUGGAUACUACACUUGCACGUCGACCAACAAGAUCCGCUCAGCUCAAUGCAACAUCACCCUCUCAGUCAUGCCACCAUCCAUGAACAUUGGUUCCACAGCGGGAAUCAUUGGUGGGGUAGUCGCUGCUUUGAUUGUGCUCAUCGUCAUCAUCUAUUGCUGCUGCUGUCGCAAGAAGAAGGAGGGAGAGGAGGAGUACGCCAUGGGGAAAGUUGAGGACGAGUACCAUGACAAAGAGCCCAACACGAACGGAGGGGGUCGUCGCGCAGACGAAGAGGAGAGCGUAAGAGGUCCUGAUGACGACCGCGUGAGGAGUCCCGUGGAGCGGCGCGACGACUACGAGGAGAGGAGCGAGCGCGACUACGACCGCCGAAGGGACUACGAUGACCGGCGCAGCGACUACGACGACCGGCGCAGCGACUACACCGACCGCCGCGAGCGCUACGACGACGACCGUCACUACGACGACGAGCGCCGCUACGACGAUCGCAGAGACCGUCGCUAUGAAGACGACGACCGUGAAAGAGCACCAAGGAGGGACUACGAUGACUAA